Molecule: messenger RNA, 1710 nt
Organism: Pedinophyceae sp. YPF-701
Lineage: Eukaryota; Viridiplantae; Chlorophyta; Pedinophyceae
Source: the annotation of a GenBank genome assembly
AUGGCGCCUCUGCUCGGUGCGCCGCUCGCGGCGCCCGCGCAGGCGCCGCACGACCAGGCCGCAGUGGAUCGCUUCAACUGGCGGGACCUGUGGCGCUUCACCGGACCAGGGUUGCUCAUGAGCGUGGCGUUCCUGGAUCCUGGGAACCUCGAAGCGGACAUGCAAGCCGGAGCGAAGACGAGAUAUGCGCUGCUCUGGCUCCUGGUCCUUGCCACCGCCAUGGGACUAGCCCUGCAGCUGCAGGCGGCGCGCAUCGGCGUGGCGACGGGCAAGCACCUGGCGCAGCACUGCCGCGAGGAGUACCCCCGCUUCUGGCGCCUGUUCCUUUGGGUCACCACGGAGAUCGCGAUCGUCGGGUCGGACAUCCAGGAAGUCAUCGGGUGCGCCAUCGCGGUCCGCGUCCUGACGGGCGGCGCGGUGCCGCUCUGGGCCGGCACCAUCCUGUCCGCGCUUGCCGCCUUCGGGAUGCUCCUCAUCGACGGUCUCGGCGGCAUGCGGUCCAUCGAGGCCCUGUUUGCCGUUCUGCUCUCAAUCAUGGCGCUGUCCUUCACGGCGAUGUUCUACGUGUCCGGCGUGCCCGUCGAGGACGUCAUGCACGGCCUCGUGGUGCCCGUGCUGCCGAAGGGGAGCCUCCUGCAGGCGAUGGCGAUCAUAGGGGCGAUGGUGAUGCCGCACAACUUGUGGCUGCACAGCGCCCUCGUGCUGUCGCGGUCGUCGCGGCGCACCCCGGGGGAGGCCACGGCGAUGAUGAUCGGCGACAGCCGGCACGAGAACGGCAGGCCGCUGCUGGACGACGACGAGGACGACGAGCCGGACGCCGCGGAGCCGGCGGACGAGGCGGGGACGCUGGGGGGGAUGUCGUCGGGGGGAGUGGCGCCUAUGCACCACGGGGAGGACCACCUGCCGGCCGUGCCCGGGCCGCUGCAGCUGAGGUAUUUCUCGAUCGAGUCGGCCGCUGCGCUGUUCGUGUCGCUGAUCAUCAACGUGUGCGUGGUCAGCGUGUUCGCCCACGGCAUGUACGACGUGAGCGGUGCGCGCCCGCGCAUGACGGACGUCGGGCUCUUCACGGCGUGCGACUACCUCGUCGAGCUGUUCGGACCGAGCAUGCGGUGGAUCUGGGGGCUGGGGCUGCUCGCGGCAGGGAACGCGAGCACGAUGUCGGGGACGCUGGCGGGGCAGUACGUCAUGUCGGGGCUGCUGCGCCUGAGGAUCCAUGCGCAGUCCCGGAUGUUGGUGACGCGGUCGGUGGCGCUGCUGCCGACGCUCGCCGUGGCGGUGCUCACCCGCGACGGCUUCGACGAUCUCAACCAGAUCCUGAACGUCGUGCAGUGCCUCGUGCUGCCGUUCGCGCUCGCGCCGACGCUCGCGGUGGCCACCUCCCCCCGCAUCAUGGGGGAGAUGGUGUGCCCGCCGACGCUCGCCGUGCUGUCGUGGGGACUCGCGGGCUCCACGAUCUUCAUCAACUUCGCCCUGCUCACACAGGACGUGCUCCCAGUGGCGCGCCAAGACCCUUGGCUCCUCCUCCCGCUCAUAGGGGGCUGCGCGCUGUACUCGGCCGCCGCGUUGCGACUAGCGACCAUGCUGCGAGGCAGCGGCGCGAAAGCACGCGAGCGGGAAGGAGGGUGCAAGUGGUUGCCGCGGCGCGACGCUGCAGGGUACUCGGUCCAGAACGGCCACGACGGCGAGGACUUUGAGGGCUGGGCGGCGUGA